Molecule: messenger RNA, 651 nt
Organism: Durusdinium trenchii
Lineage: Eukaryota; Dinophyceae; Suessiales; Symbiodiniaceae
Source: the annotation of a GenBank genome assembly
AUGUUAUGGUGGAUUGGAGGUUUGGUCUUGAGCUCAGCCCCCACCACACUUGGCCGUGAGUUUAUCGGAAAUGCGGAGACCAAAUUCGAGUUUGGUGACUAUGCUGGCAUGGGUUCCAAUUUGCCUGCCGAAAGCGCUUCAAUCUCUGAGCAGACCUUGCAGAGUGCGCUCACUCAAGGGAAUGAGCCUGAAAGCAGUCUGACGGCAAGGCCAAGUUCAGAAGAGAUGCUUCCACGAGAUGCGCAGGCAUGGGAAUCCAAGACAAAAUCUCCUCCGAGCCAAACUUGUCCAACAUGCUGUCGAGGGAGCGAGCAGACUGAGUGCUCAAAGGAAAAAGCUCAAGUUGACCCCUGCUCUGGCAAAUCUGAUUGCACCGGCUUCCACAGGUGCUUUGGGGCAAAGAGAGGCUUUCUUCAAUGCCAGUAUCAACCAGAUUCUGACGUCCAUUGUCAGAGUGGACCCAAUUGCUUGCCAGAAUGUGCUGGAGAGCAGCUGGGAAAGGAUGACGAUGACUGUUCGUUGCAGCCAAUUGAGAAAUGUGACGGCUAUGUUUGGCGGGUAGGCCGUGCCACCCAGUGCAAGAUUGAGCCUGGUGGAAAUCCAAGUGGCGCAGAUAUUUGUGCCAACGCAUACUUUUGUGGUGUGCGAUGA